Fusarium pseudograminearum CS3096 is the source of this 318-nucleotide messenger RNA. RefSeq lists its product as uncharacterized. The record is from RefSeq and is a predicted model, not a curated record. The transcript has 3 exons. Lineage: Eukaryota; Fungi; Ascomycota; Sordariomycetes; Hypocreales; Nectriaceae. Bases 1 to 318 code for a protein of 105 amino acids.
AUGUCUGCUAAGGUUCUCGCCGAUAAGGACGUCAACGUUCCCAUGACUGAGCAGCCAGCUGUUAAGGACGUUAAGAGCAUGGAGUACCACCGUCAAGCCUUCCACUCCAAGAUGGCUGACGACGAGACUGACAAGUACGUCUCGCCAUCCGACGGCAUCAUGAGCCCUUGCUCCCAAAAGAUCAACGCCCUGCGAAACAAGCACGCUAGCAAAGCCAAGCCCAAGUCUCUCUUCGCCCAAGCGAGCGCUAAGAAACUCCAAGGCGAUAAUCCCUUUGGCGCAAGGCCAGCACCAACCAAGGGUGCCUUCCAGCUAUAA